Molecule: messenger RNA, 1098 nt
Organism: Papaver somniferum (opium poppy)
Lineage: Eukaryota; Viridiplantae; Streptophyta; Magnoliopsida; Ranunculales; Papaveraceae
Exons: 3
Coding region: 1-1098 (365 amino acids)
Source: RefSeq, a predicted model, not a curated record
AUGACUACGAUCUGUGUCUGUAAGAAGGAUGGAAAAUGCAAGAAACGUUUUCCAAAGCAGUUUGCAGCGGAAACUCUAGAAGGCCAAGAUUCAUAUCCAGUCUAUAGAAGACGUGAUGAUGGUAGAGCAAUUACACUCGCCAAUGGAAAAGUUGUGAAUAAUAGUUGGGUUGUUACGUAUAAUCCUUGGCUUUUAAAGAAGUAUGAUUGUCAUAUUAAUGUGGAAAUUUGUUCCAGUGUGCAGUCUGUAAAGUGUUUGUACAAAUACGUGUGGAAAGGGGGUGAUCGUGUCUCAAUGGAAGUUUCAAGCGAGAAAGAGGAGGAAUAUGAGAUCAAGCAUUUUGUAGAUGCUCGAUGGGUUUGCCCGCAAGAAGCUCUAUGGCGGAUAUACCAGUAUCAAAUGAAUAAGAUUUAUCCUCCUGUCCUGUCAUUACAAAAAAACCAAGAAGAUGAGUUUGCAAGGACUCUCCUCUACAAGGAAUUUCCCGAGCACUACGUGUGGGAUAAGCCACUAAAGCAAUGGCAAAGACGGCGACGGAACAACAAAGUCACCGGUAGAGUUAAUGUUUUUUCUACCUGCAGUGAAAGUUAUCAUUUGAGACUUCUGUUGAAUAGUAUUAGAGGAUCAAAAUCUUUCGAGGACUUGCUAAAGGUGGGAGAUCAGACGUUUUCGACGUAUAAUGAAGUAGCACAACAUUUGUGUUUGUUAGAAAGUGAUACUCCAAUCCGUGAUACACUUCUCGAAGCCGUACAAGUAGAGAUGCCCUGCUCUUUAAGAAGACUCUUUUGCAUGUUGUUAGACUUAUGCAAUCCUACAGGGGUUCGUGAAUUGUGGGAUGAGUUUUUCCCAUACAUGAUUGAAGAUUACUGCCAAUCCAACACAGAAACAGGGGCAAUUAAUCUACUUUUACGGGAAAUAAGGUUUGUUCUCGGUGAAAAGUUAAUGGCCACAUAUAAACUCCCACCAAUCACUGAAGACAUAGGAACUUCAGGAGUAAACGAGUUGGUGUCCGAGGAAUUCAGAAUUCCGGUUUCUCCAGAAGAUUUAUCAUCUAUUGAUAUGCUAAACGCUGACCAGAAAUAUGCAUUUGAUAGGUAA